This is a messenger RNA of Danaus chrysippus (African queen), 720 nucleotides long. The record is from the annotation of a GenBank genome assembly. NCBI's taxonomy places the organism in Eukaryota, Metazoa, Arthropoda, Insecta, Lepidoptera, Nymphalidae.
AUGUAUAAGGCUGCGGAAAGAUAUAAAGUUCCUAGACGAACAAUCAGAAAUCAUCUGCAGGCUGGCAUUUUAAAGAAAACUUUGGGUCGUAAACCUAUAUUGAGUCCGGAACAGGAAGCUGAACUUGUGAAAAGGAUAAUCAGAUACGCUGAAAUAGGCUUGCCAGUCAUACCGAGAAUACUGCGCCGAUUGGCGUUCUUGAAAAGGAACCCUGAAAUAUCAGUGAGAAAAGCUCAAUUUAUGAACCCGUAUCGAGCCCAAAAACUUAAUAGAUUUAUAGUCGAUGAUCAUUUCGCAAAACUGAGGACUAUCUAUGAGAACCUUGACUUACAUGGUCAUCCCGAAAGAAUUUAUAAUAUGGAUGAGAAGGGAUGCCGUCUAACAAUUCACCACCAGCAAAGCGUUUUGGCCAAAAAAGGUGCAAAAAGGAUUCAUUUGCUGUCUUCUGAACACGCUGGAAGUGUUACAAUUGCAGGAUGUGUGAAUGCACUCGGUACUGCCAUACCGCCAAUGAUCAUAUUUAAGGGCAAACGGUUAAAGCCAGAACUAUACGAUAACUUGCCACCAGGAUCAUUGGUAGAAAAAUCAUCAAAGGGGUACAUGACCAAUGAACUUUUCAAUAUAUUUUUAAACCAUCUGGCUAGAUACAAAAGCGCGGGGCCAUGCCUUCUGAUAUUUGAUGGAGAAGCAUGUCAUUUAAAAAGAAAAACUAAUCGGUGA